Messenger RNA from Emericellopsis cladophorae, 2436 nucleotides. RefSeq names its product aconitate hydratase. The transcript has 2 exons. Gene Ontology annotation, molecular function: aconitate hydratase activity; 4 iron, 4 sulfur cluster binding. Gene Ontology annotation, biological process: tricarboxylic acid cycle. Gene Ontology annotation, cellular component: cytosol; mitochondrion. The coding region runs from base 1 to 2436 and encodes 811 amino acids. The record is from RefSeq and is a predicted model, not a curated record. Lineage: Eukaryota; Fungi; Ascomycota; Sordariomycetes; Hypocreales; Bionectriaceae.
AUGGCGUCAAUUCACCUUACCGGCCGCGCUGGCGGUGCCAUGGCGCAAGCCUUGCGCAACCGUGCCGGCCUCGGAGCAGCGCGUCAAUCUGCUCGCGCAACCUCCAACUCGAGCCGACGACACCUGUCCUCCGCCCACUCCCUACCGCCGACAUACGAGAAGCUUUUCAACAAGUAUACGGAAGUCCGACGAGUCUUGGGCAAGCAGCGCUUGACGCUGGCCGAGAAGAUCCUCUACAGCCACCUGCACAAUGUAGAGGAGUCACUUCUGAACAAUACGAACAAUGGGCGCGACAUUCGUGGCAAGGCUAAUCUGCGCCUCAACCCCGACCGUGUCAACAUGCAAGACGCCUCGGCGCAGAUGGCUCUUUUACAGUUCAUGUCCUGCAACCUCGAACGACCGGCUAUCCCUGCCAGCAUCCACUGCGACCACCUGAUUGUCGGAUCCAAGGGCGCUGAGGACGAUCUCGAGGCUGGCAUCGAGACGAACAAGGAGGUCUUUGACUUCCUCGAGUCGGCAGCGCGCAAAUAUGGCAUGGAUUUCUGGCCUCCCGGCGCCGGCAUCAUUCACCAGACCGUCUUGGAGAAUUACGCCUUGCCUGGUCUGAUGAUGCUUGGUACAGAUAGUCACAGCCCGAACGCUGGAGGGUUGACAACAAUUACAAUUGGUGUUGGCGGUGCUGAUGCGGUUGAGGCCCUCGUUGGCGCCCCUUGGGAGCUGAAGGCCCCCAAGGUCCUCGGCGUUGAGCUGACUGGCAAGCUCGACCCCUGGGUCGCCCCCAAGGAUGUGAUCUUACGUCUCGCUGGCGAGCUGACCGUCCGUGGUGGCACUGGCUCCAUCAUCGAGUAUUUUGGCCCUGGUGUCGACACGCUCAGCCUCACAGGCAUGGCUACUGCGUGCAACAUGGGCGCCGAGGUCGGUGCCACAACGUCCAUCUUCCCCUACACCGAGGCGUCCGCACGCUACCUGCGCGCCACGAGCCGUGGACAGGCUGCGCAAAACGUCGAGACCCUCCAGAACUUCCCUGGCGCCGGCGCCGACAAGGACUCCCACUUCCGCUUCGAGGCCGACGAGGGUGCCGAGUACGACCGAGUCAUCAAGAUCGACCUCUCCCAGCUGGAGCCCCACAUCAACGGUCCCUUCACCCCGGAUCUGGCCACCCCUCUGUCCAAGUUCAAAGCCACCGUCAAGGAGCAGAAGUGGCCCGAAUCACUGUCUGCUGGUCUCAUUGGCAGCUGCACCAACAGCUCCUACGAAGACAUGACCCGCGUCGAGAGUCUCUUGAAGCAAGCUGCAGACGCUGGCCUCAAGCCUGCCUCUGACUUCUACGUGACCCCUGGUAGCGAACAGAUCCGCGCAACUCUCGAGCGUGACGGUACUCUGCAGACUAUUGAGGGUGCUGGUGGCAUCCUCCUAUCCAAUGCAUGCGGUCCUUGCAUUGGACAAUGGCAGCGCCAUGACGGUGUCGAGAAAGGCACAUCCAACGCCAUCCUCACUUCUUACAACCGCAACUUCCGCGGACGUAACGACGGCAACCCUGAGACCAUGAACUUUCUCGCCUCGCCCGAGAUCGUCACGGCCAUGGCCUUUGCUGGUUCGACAACCUUCAACCCGAUGACUGAUACUCUCAAGACGUCCGACGGCAAGGACUUCAAAUUCAGCGCGCCUCACGGCCUCGAGGGUCCCCAGACGCCUUUCGAGUCGGGCAACCCAUCCCUAGGUGUCUUGUCGCAGCCUGCUGAUCCCUCUGCCGAGAUUGCCAUCUCACCCACGUCCGACCGCCUCGCCUUCCUCGAACCCUUUGCUCCGUUCCCUCAGUCUGAUCUCUCCGGCCUUCGCGUACUCGUCAAGAUCACGGGCAAGUGCACCACCGACACAAUUUCGGCAGCCGGCCCGUGGCUCAAGUACAAGGGUCACCUGCCCAACAUCAGCACAAAUACCCUCAACACCGCCAUCAACGCCGAGACGGGUGAGGUCAAUGUUGCCUACGACCUCGAUGGCAGCAAGCACACCAUCCCCGAACUCGGACAGCGAUGGAAGGAUGCCGGCAGGGAGUGGCUCGUGGUCGCAGAGCACAACUACGGUGAGGGCUCUGCCCGUGAGCACGCUGCUCUGCAGCCGCGCUACCUCGGUGCCCGCAUCGUGCUCGUCAAGAGCUUCGCCCGUAUCCACGAGACGAACCUCAAGAAGCAGGGCGUUGUGCCACUGACCUUUGAGAACGAGGCCGACUACGACCUCAUCUCGGCUGGCGACGAGGUGUCCACCGUCGGCCUCUACGAAAUGCUCCAGAACGGCGGAAAAGGCAGCGUGCAGAUCAAGGUCACGAGGGGGGAUGGCGAGGAGAAGCUCAUCCCCACCAAGCAUGCCAUCACGGAGGACCAGGCUGGCUUCAUCCUCGCUGGCAGUGCGUUGAACUUGUUGUCCAAGGGUAUUUAG